CCGAUGAUGCUGGUGACGGUGAUGAGUCCACACGCUUCUUCUUCUUCUUCUGUCGAAGCCAACGCCACUCGAAUCCAUUUGAGUAUGCCCGUGACGCAGGCGGACGCGUCCGUGUAUUUGGCGGCGCUGAGCAGCCGCUCCUUGCUGCUCGUGCUGCCCCGCUGCGUCCAACUCCUGCUGCCCAAAGCCAACGGCACGGGCGGCUACUCGCUACGCGUGGCGGUCACCAGCUCCAGCGCAUCCAUCGUCCCCGAACCUGACAUCAGUCGCCCCGAGGUCAUCCCCGGCUACCAGAUGCGCGUCUCCAACGGGAGCGCCACCAACGCCACCUACGUGGUGGCCACGCUGCCGCUGCCCAGCUGCGUACUGCGCCCCGAGGAUUGGCUCUUGCCGGUCCGCGCAUCGGCGGUUAACGGCAGUCGCGAGUUUCCCAGCGGCGACGUCGGCGUUCUUGCUAGCGACGUCGGCGGCUUGACGCCGGAGCAGAUCGCCGCGUUCACAAAUCUCAGCCGCGAGUUGGGCCUCGGCUUCGACACCGUCGCCGCUUUCUUCGGCCAGGCCAACGCCACGGCGAACCUCACCGCCGCCUCGAGGCUGGCCGAGGUUGGUGAGCGGCUGCGAUUGACCGCGGAGCAGGUCGAGGCGCUGAGCACGAGAGCCGUCGGUGUCGGAGCGACGGCGGCGGCGGGCGAGAGGUCGCCGCCACCGGCGUCUCGGCCCGAGCGAGCUCUGGCCGGGAGUGCCGACGGACGCCAGAUCGCGCGGGAUUGGCCCACGCCGCAGGCGACGCGCGUGGCCGUUUCAUUUUCCGCCACGACCGCCGCCCCGGUGGCCCUCGCUACCUCGGGAGGAUCGCCGCCGCCGCCGCCGCCGAGGCUCGCGUCCACCGGGGCGGGCGUCACCGCGAGCCGCGCCGAGCUGCUGGGCAACCUGACGGCGCUGCUGGGCGACCUACAGAGGCUCACGGCCACCGGCGACGGGAACUUGACCAGCGAGCGCGCCGUACCGCUGCUGGGCAGAACGUCCGCGAUGUUGAACUCCCUGGGGGCUUUGAGAGACGGCGGCGGCGGCGUGCGGGACGACGCCGCCGCCCCAGGCGCUGCCGAGGAUGAGGAGCUGCUGCGGAACGGCACGGCGGUGUUGACGCGCUGGUUUCCCGUCCUCGUCGACUUUGCCCGCUCCGCGGAUCGCGUCCCGACGGUCACCGAUGAACCGCCGCCGACGCGCGCGACCGGCGGCGAGGCCGCCGCGAGUCCGCCGGGCGGCUCGGGGUCUCGCCCCGUCGCGCCGCUAAGCGACGCCGUGCGGCUCCGGUGGAGGGCCAUGGUGGAGCCCGGCCAGAGGGCGGCAGCUGCCCAGCCGGGUGACCUCUUUCGCCUCGGCGCGGAGGAUUGCGUCAAGAAACUGGAGUCGAAUCCCGGCGACGUGAACUGCAAUCCCUUGCUGGACCCAAGCGCCUUCUACCGGGUGAACCUGUACGUGUUUCUGAACGAUACGGCGGUGGCGGAGACCGGCUGGUCGGGACCCCUUCAGCCCCAUCAAAAGCCCAGUGGGAUGCCCGCGAGCGUGCCGGUGUUUGGCGGACGAUCGGGCGGCAUGGUCGUGAUCACCGUCAUCCUCAUGGUGCUGCUCUUCCUGCUGCUCCUCGUCUUCAUCGUCUCGCUCGUCGUCAAGCGCUGACGGAGCGAAUCGACGCAGCCACCGCCGCCAACCCUUGCACGGCCACCACCACGGCCGCUCUGACCGCGUCUCCAUCCAGCGGUGGAGCAGA
Molecule: messenger RNA, 1771 nt
Organism: Petromyzon marinus (sea lamprey)
Lineage: Eukaryota; Metazoa; Chordata; Hyperoartia; Petromyzontiformes; Petromyzontidae
Cellular component (GO): membrane
Source: RefSeq, a predicted model, not a curated record